This is a messenger RNA of Ipomoea triloba (trilobed morning glory), 1235 nucleotides long. Its product is annotated as auxin-induced protein IAA4-like. Gene Ontology annotation, cellular component: nucleus. Bases 263 to 832 code for a protein of 189 amino acids. Lineage: Eukaryota; Viridiplantae; Streptophyta; Magnoliopsida; Solanales; Convolvulaceae. The record is from RefSeq and is a predicted model, not a curated record. The transcript has 3 exons. Gene Ontology annotation, biological process: regulation of DNA-templated transcription. Gene Ontology annotation, molecular function: protein binding.
AAUCUUGGAACACCUGCCUUAAUACUGCUCUUCAUACUCCAGACACUUUCCUUUUCAUCUGUCCCAAAUUUAUGCCCCAACCUAACCAAAUUAAUAAAUAUAUUCACAAAUCAGCCCCCAAUACUACCCUUAUAUAACACUUCCCACAACUUCCCUUCAAACUCACCUUUUCCCACAGCCCAAUCUUGAACAACAAAGCAACUAACAAUCUUUUCAUCUUUCAAUUAAGCUUUUUGAUCCAAACAAACAUUUCAAGGAAGAAAUGGCACAUGAGAAGAAUGAUCUGAGCCUCAAAGCAACUGAGCUUAGAUUGGGGUUGCCUGGAACAGAAGAGUGUGAUGACAAUGAAAUAGUAUCAACUGCCAAGAACAACAACAAGAGAGCCUUACCAGAAUCUGAUGAUGAAGAUGAUUGUGAAUCAAAGGCCAAUGUUUCACCUGCUGCCAAGUCACAGAUAGUGGGAUGGCCACCAGUUAGAUCUUACAGGAAAAAUAACCUGCCAGCAAAGAAGUCAUCAGAUGCAGGUGAUCAGAAUGGAAUGUUUGUAAAAGUGAGCAUGGAUGGAGCCCCUUACCUUAGAAAGAUUGACUUGAAGAUGUAUGGGUGCUACCCAGAACUCCUAUGUGCUUUGGAGAACAUGUUCAAGCUCACAAUUGGUGACUACUGUGAAAGGGAAGGCUACAAGGGCUCAGAAUAUGCCCCUGCCUAUGAAGACAAAGAUGGAGACUUGAUGCUUGUUGGAGAUGUUCCUUGGGAAAUGUUCUUGUCAUCAUGCAAGAGGCUAAGACUAAUGAGGGGAUCAGAGGCAAGAGGUUUAGGAUGUGGAGUAUGAAAUAACACAAAGCCACAACCCAAACUGAUCUGAGCCAUUAGAGCAGUAAAUUAAAACAUGUGAAGAAGACUCUCAGAGGAGAGGGAGUCUUUGAAAGCUUGGGUCCUCAGAAUUGAAGAAGCCCAGACUUGUUCUGAGAAUAUUUUUGUACCCUCUCAAACACUUUUCCCUGCACUACAACUCACAAGUGCCAGCAAAUCUAUAGUUAAAAUUGUAAUGUUUUUGUUGCUUUGCCAAAAGCACAGCAAGAAAACCAUGGAGGUUUCAUUAUCCUAUGAUAUUAUUUUUGUUUUUUUGUUGAAAUCCCAAAGUACAGAAAUAUAUAUAGAAUGUAAACUUCAGAUGUAAAUUGUAUAAAUAACUAAAAUAUAAACUUGGUAUAUCAAGAGUUUAAUUUCUUAAA